AAAAGUAGAAGAAGAAGUUCACUUCACUGGUUUGGGGCAGUUGAGGAGCGCGAGGCAGACGUCGAUGUGCGGGAAGAAGUCGCGUGUUUUUCCGUGUGUUCGUCUCCAGAUUCUCCGCCGGCGAAGCCAAUCCGUUUAAAUUACACCCUCGCGGGUGUGCGCGUGGACCUCUGACGAACAGGUAGGCUCUGUGUAGCCGAGAAAGAAACGGUUUUAACGGAAGCCUGCUAGGCCUCGGCCGCUUUAAUCGCCAUGAGUUACGGUAGGCCUCCGCCAGACGUCGACGGCAUGACUUCCCUGAAAGUGGACAACUUAACGUACCGCACGUCGCCCGAGACCCUGCGGCGCGUGUUCGAGAAGUACGGGCGCGUAGGCGACGUGUACAUCCCGCGGGACCGCUACACCAAAGAGAGCCGCGGGUUCGCCUUCGUGCGGUUCCACGACAAGCGCGACGCCGAGGACGCGAUGGACGCCAUGGACGGCGCGCUGCUCGACGGGCGCGAGCUGCGGGUGCAGAUGGCGCGGUACGGCCGGCCCCCGGACUCCCACUACGGGGGCAGCGGCGGCGGCGGGGGAGGCGGCGGAGGUGGUGGUGGCGGCGGAGGAGGAGGAGGCGGAGGUGGCGGCGGCGGCGGCCGGAGAGGAGGAGGCCCCACCAGGAGAUAUGGCGGCCAUGGACGCAGAAGCAGAAGCUCUUCCCCCAGCCCGAGACACAAGAGGCGCAGCAGGUCCCGCAGCAGGAGCCGGUCCCGUUCCCGAAGCCGGUCCCGCUACAGCCGAUCCAGGUCCAGGUCCUACUCCCGAUCCAAGUCCCACUCUCCCAGGAACAAGAAGGCCAAGGCAAAGUCCCCGUCUCGUUCCAGAUCUAGAUCCAGGUCCCGGUCCAAAUCCAAGUCCAAAUCCAAGUCUAAGUCUAAGUCCAAAUCCAAGUCUAGAUCCAGAAGCCCCAGCCCUUCCUCCAAAAGAGGGUCCAGGUCGAGAUCCAAAAGCCAGCCCAAGUCGGCAGCAGAGAAUGGAGGCGAAACCCCGUAGAGCUCAGAAUCAGGUGAGUUAUGACAACAAGUUGAUUGAUUUAGUUUGUUUUUGUGAAGUCAUUAGUGCCAGGACAAGAGGCAGACUAGUAAUGACUGUAGCUGGUAAGUGGACCCCCUUUAGCAGGUACUCCAUUUACAGCCACAAACUAAAACAAUCUUGUUUUAAAUUAUGACUGUUGCUCAACAAAAGAUUUCCCCUGAGGCCGUUUCUCCUGAGAACCUGAUCUGCAACUUCCAUUCUUGAGCUCAUAGAUUAUUUUUCUGUCAUGCUCGGUGUGCAAGCUCGUCAUUUUCAUUGAAUACUAAGCAACGUGUUUAAGAACAGCCCUGUAAACCAAAUCUGGACUUCUCUCCUUCCCAAGCUGCGGCAUCCUGUUUGCUAAAGUGGAGAUUGAGAGCUGAGCUGAGGCAGUAUGAGCAGUUAGAAGGUGGUGCGCUGCCCACGGGCCGCCUGCUGCUGGCCAGUGUUUCUGAGCAGCAGGGUGGAGGCAGUCAGUUGGGGUUUGGUGUUGAGGUACGUCUGUCCUCCAGGUCUGGCAGCUGGUGCUCGAGGGGCGCUGAGGUUUGUCCAACUCUCCUCCCAUGUCCGUCGGUUCGGUUGCAUUUUCCUUUACACACAUUUUCAAUGUGACAGAUUACCAUUAAAACGCAAACAAAUGGUUUUAUAUUUAGGUGGGACUUCAGUUUUAAGCAUCGUCAACUCAAACUAAUUAGCAAUUAUUAAUCUUUAAUACAUUACACGUCAUUUAGCUGACAAUAAGUGAAUUCAACCACAAACUACAGUAAUACUUUUAGUCUGUUUUUAUUCAAGCUGUAGUCAGACGGUCUUCAAGGUCUCUGGUUAUUCCAAAGCUCACAUCUUGUCGUGAAACUAACGAUUAUUGUCUAUUAGACAGAAUCUUGAGAUGUGGAUCACAAGUGGCUUGUUUAUCUCACCAACAAUUAAAACUCAGUUUAUUAUGCAGAAGAAAAAAGAUGCCAAAUAUUUGAUUACAAUAUUUCUUGGUGACUGAGGUUUAAAGUGCUCCCAUUGAACAGUCUGCUGCCCGCGGACGCUCUGACAAAUACACAAAGUACACUCGUAGUACUAUAAUACUAAUGGUACUAUAAUACUAAUGGUACUAUAAUACUCGUACUAUAAUACUAAUGGUACUAUAAUACUAAUGGUACUAUAAUACUCGUACUAUAAUACUAAUGGUACUAUAAUACUAAUGGUACUAUAAUACUAAUGGUACUAUAAUACUAAUGGUACUAUAAUACUCGUACUAUAAUACUAAUGGUACUAUAAUACUAAUCGUACUAUAAUACUAAUGGUACUAUAAUACUAAUGGUACUAUAAUACUCAUAGUACUAUAAUACUAAUAGUGCACGAGUUGAAAAUACCUGUGGAGGAAAAUGCAGCGUGUGCAAAACAUCCUCUGAAUCCGGCUGAAGGAUGAACUCAUUGUACUGAGAGGAGACGGAUGUUUGAGGCUUUGAUAAGUGGAACUAAUUCAAAUCUAGUUUUUAUAAAUGUAAAGUCAAUCAAAAAGGAGCAUAAUAUGUGUAACUGGCUGUUUUUAAAUCCUAACUUUGUUCUGUUCCGACCGUUUUCAGGCGAAAGGGGCGGCGCUUCGAGUCCUGGCCGGGUCUACCUGAGCAACAGUGUCCUGCUGUCAAAGGUUAUUAUUGUGUCUUCCAUGCUUUGCUUUUGUUUUAUUUGGUCACUUCAUUGAUGUGGUUUUAUUUUCAUACCGUUUUUAAAAUCUGGGCCAAUGUGGAGAAUUAUUCUUGUAUUGAUGACGGUAUCACACACACGUUGCUCUUUUUGUUUUUGUUCAACGUAACCAGGAUGAAGUCGGGCUUUGUUUCAAGCCUCACAUUGAUCCUGGGUUAACUAGAGGCCGACUUCAUAAUCAUAAACAUCACAGCAUGGAUGAUUUAAUUAUACUUUUAGGGAGGUUACCUCUUUCGUUUUGGCAAAAAAAAGCAGUUUUAGUGAAAGUUAGUAUAAUAAUUACUGCAGCUGAUUUUCAUUAUCCAUUAAUCUGUUGACUUUUCUACAUUUAAUUGUCUGCUCUGUAAAGUUUUUCCUCAAAAGAUCAAACUGAUAAUAAACUGAUUUAUUUUCUUUCCGUCGUAAAUGGAUAAAAUAAUUUGGGCGUGAAGCAUUUCCCCCCCGAAGGCUCAGCGCGUCUUUAUGGUUAUUAAUGUCUGAAUGUCUCUGUGGAAAUGUAGGCUUGUUAUGUACGUUACACUUUGUGAGUUCAGCUCAAAGUUAGCCGGCUAACUCGUUAAUCUGGAGAAGACAUCAGAAGCACCGCCCGCUAAACGUAUAAUUGAUGAACAUCAGUCUGCAGAUAGUUUCAGGUCGGCUACUAGGCUCUAGACAGUGUUUUUGUUUUCUUUUACAUUUGUUGCUCCUAAUCCUGCUUGUGUGUUUGUUUUGUGCACUAGGCGCAGUUGUGUAGCAGUUGAGUAUUGCUGGUUAGCUGUUAAGGUGGCGUGUUGCUCUGCUGAGUGCUGGGAUGUUUCCAGUGUUCUCCAGAGAGCUGCUGUGAGACCAGUGGUGAGACCAGUGGUCGCUACAUGGACGACAUGUGACUCAUUAAAGAUUUGCUGUUUUGUCUAAAA
Cyclopterus lumpus (lumpfish) is the source of this 3647-nucleotide messenger RNA. RefSeq names its product serine and arginine rich splicing factor 2b (gene srsf2b). Lineage: Eukaryota; Metazoa; Chordata; Actinopteri; Perciformes; Cyclopteridae. The coding region runs from base 253 to 1032 and encodes 259 amino acids. Gene Ontology annotation, molecular function: RNA binding. The record is from RefSeq and is a predicted model, not a curated record. The transcript is spliced from 2 exons.